AUGGAGUGGGAUUUCCGAGUACGUGAUAGAUAUCAAGCUGAAAGAGCAAAGAGCAAGCUAGAAGAUUCGCCCGAGCACAACUGGGCGGAAACGACAUAUGAUGGCAAAGAAGGCUCCGAUGUCAUUGCUGUACCGAAUCAUUGGCACCGAGUACGCUCCCGUUAUUCUCCUGCAUCAAUCACAGACAACACGUUUAUUGACUUGACACAUAACCAGAAUCACGAUGAAAUCAUGGAAGUGUUGGAAGGGAAAAUGAUUUUUUACCUCGAUGGCAAAGAACAUCCUACAUCAGCUGGCGAUCCACCAAUCAUAAUUCCACGUGGACAUAUCCAUGGCUUUACUAUCAUCAAAGGCACCUAUGCCCGCUUCAUCGAACGUACCGUACCCACCGGUACCUUCAAAGCGCUGUUCUUUCAAGACCUGUUCCAGCGCCCUGGAAUACCUAGUUUCCUUAUGGUAAUGCGCGCUUUCUAUGAUGGCGAUGCAUUCGUUUCUCUUCCGGGUGGUUUUAAGUGGUUGGAUUAUUUAUUUAUUACUAUAGCAGGGCUUCUGGCCAAGGCUUUUAUGCCGGGAAAACCGGCGACUGUGAGACGACUAGGAAAGUGA
This is a messenger RNA of Lachnellula hyalina, 606 nucleotides long. RefSeq lists its product as uncharacterized. The transcript has 3 exons. The record is from RefSeq and is a predicted model, not a curated record. NCBI's taxonomy places the organism in Eukaryota, Fungi, Ascomycota, Leotiomycetes, Helotiales, Lachnaceae. The coding region runs from base 1 to 606 and encodes 201 amino acids.